AUGGGCACCAGAGAUGACGAAUACGAUUAUUUGUUCAAAGUGGUCCUCAUUGGUGACUCAGGCGUUGGAAAGAGUAACUUGCUAUCACGUUUCACUCGCAAUGAGUUCAACCUGGAAAGUAAGAGCACCAUUGGAGUUGAAUUCGCCACGCGCAGCAUACAGGUUGACGGCAAAACUGUGAAGGCCCAGAUCUGGGAUACGGCUGGCCAGGAGCGCUACCGGGCCAUCACUUCAGCGUACUACCGCGGUGCUGUGGGCGCUCUCCUGGUCUAUGACAUUGCCAAGCAUCUAACGUAUGAGAACGUGGAGCGCUGGCUAAAGGAGCUGAGAGAUCAUGCUGACAGCAACAUCGUUAUCAUGCUCGUGGGCAACAAGAGUGACCUACGUCAUCUCCGUGCUGUUCCAACUGAUGAGGCCCGGGCCUUUGCUGAAAAAAACGGUUUAUCUUUCCUGGAGACAUCAGCUCUGGAUUCCACCAAUGUUGAAACUGCUUUCCAGACCAUUCUCACAGAAAUCUACCGCAUCGUGUCCCAAAAGCAGAUGUCAGAGCGCCAGGAGAGUGACAUGUCACCCAGCAACAAUGUGGUCAACAUCCAAGUGCAGCCUACUGAGAACAAACCAAAGAUGCAGUGCUGCCAGAACAUCUAG
Nerophis lumbriciformis (worm pipefish) is the source of this 648-nucleotide messenger RNA. Lineage: Eukaryota; Metazoa; Chordata; Actinopteri; Syngnathiformes; Syngnathidae. The record is from RefSeq and is a predicted model, not a curated record.